Messenger RNA from Drosophila suzukii, 463 nucleotides. RefSeq names its product RNA polymerases I and III subunit AC2 l(2)37Cg (gene Polr1D). Gene Ontology annotation, biological process: DNA-templated transcription. The record is from RefSeq and is a predicted model, not a curated record. Gene Ontology annotation, cellular component: RNA polymerase I complex; RNA polymerase III complex. Gene Ontology annotation, molecular function: protein dimerization activity; DNA binding. NCBI's taxonomy places the organism in Eukaryota, Metazoa, Arthropoda, Insecta, Diptera, Drosophilidae.
CUAUUUGAUAGACAGACAAUCGAUAGGCCAACCAUCGAUUGUAACGGCAUGUGCCUUGCACGUUUUUUGUAAACAAACCAAUCGAAGAAACAUUAAUUUAUAUUUAAAAUGGGAGCAUUGGCAGAGCUAGCUGGCGAUGAGAAGAACGGCGAAGGAUCCCGGACGUUUGUCUUUGCCAACGAGGGCCACACGCUGGGAAAUGCGCUGAAAACCAUUAUAGCCCGCUACCCGGAGGUGGAUUUCUGUGGCUACACCAUUCCCCAUCCCACCGAGCAGAAGCUGCACUUCCGCAUCCAAUCCCAUCGAGACAGGGCCAUAGAUAUUCUCAAACGGGGACUGGAGGAUCUGGAGGGAUUAUGCGAUCAUACAAUCGUUACUUUUGAAAGGGAGAUGUCUAACUUUAAUGCCGUGAAGGUGGAGAAUACAUGAAGGUUGAUAUUAAUAUAGACUACUAACUAGACAA